AUGAAAAUGUAUUUAGCUGAAAUUUUUAGUUCUGGUAAAGAGUCUUUGUUAUCUUUAAAGGAUACUUUAGGAUCUAGUAAUUUUUCUCCACUGAAACCAUGUGAAGGCCUUGAGUGUUUACCACAAGUAUUAUUUUUGUACGUUAUAUUUCUUUUAUUAUGUACAGGAAUUUUUAUGCAUAAUAAGAAUAAGCUUAAAAAACAACAAAGGUUAACAAAUAUGAAUGAUUCAUAUGAUGCAAAAAAUUCAGGAUUCGCAGAACAGUAUGAUCAACAACAACAUUAG
Molecule: messenger RNA, 285 nt
Organism: Plasmodium falciparum 3D7
Lineage: Eukaryota; Apicomplexa; Aconoidasida; Haemosporida; Plasmodiidae
Gene: REX2
Product: ring-exported protein 2
Source: RefSeq, a predicted model, not a curated record